This is a messenger RNA of Triticum dicoccoides, 2167 nucleotides long. RefSeq lists its product as uncharacterized. The transcript is spliced from 2 exons. NCBI's taxonomy places the organism in Eukaryota, Viridiplantae, Streptophyta, Magnoliopsida, Poales, Poaceae. Gene Ontology annotation, molecular function: zinc ion binding; nucleic acid binding. The record is from RefSeq and is a predicted model, not a curated record. Bases 553 to 1599 code for a protein of 348 amino acids.
AUAGCUAGAGGUCUUAUGUGUAAAGUUGCAACUCUGUAAAUAUCCUAUACAGGAGAGUGAAUCGAGAGUGAGCUAUUCCCGACCAAAACUUCCAGAGUACUCUUCCCCUCUUCUCCUCUCUUCUCCUCCAAACUCAAAUCUCUAAUCUUGGAGAGGAUCCAGUGGGUGUGAAUCAACAUGGCAUCAGAGCUUUGGCAAGAUCCAUCCCGGUGACGCUCGUGUGGACAUUGCUGGGCGUUCGGGAGGUGAAGGCAGCGGGAUUGAGACCCAGUACGGCGGUGGGGAGUCGAAUCGGGGCUACCUGAAGAAGGUUGCGGGGCUCCCUGGAUCAGAGAAAAGAGGAGCAGGAGGUAAGAGGUUGUUGUUGUUUCGAUUUGGAGAAAUAGGGGACUGCUGCUGCAGAUUUGGGGAGGAAGAAGAGAGAUUGAGGGCUGCUGCUGUGUGGUCUCUGAAAAGGGAUAAAGGGAUAGUAGAGAGCAGCAGAGAGCUUGUAAAGAAGAGAGAUUGAGCACUGCUGCUGCUUUUCCUGCUGAGUGUGGAGGAAUUGAAGAUAUGGCAGGCAAUGGUAGUGCUCCAGGGGCAGUCACAGCAGGGGAGCUUGCUGCUGUCUUGCAGGCCAUGGAUGAGAAAUAUCAGCUGUUGUUUGAUGCGAUUAGCAAGCAAGCAGGGAACUCAAGAUCAGAAGUGGAGGCAAAAGAGGAGAUACAUCCUUUGCAAAUGCCCCAUGUAAAAUUAGAAGGACCAGAAAAUUAUGUGAGCUGGGCAGAGCAUGCGGAGACCAUCUUGGUUUCCAGGAAGCUUGAAGCUUACAUUCUAGGCACAGUGGAGAAGCCUAUGGAUGAGAGUUCCAAAGAAGGUCAGAAGUGGAAGAUGACAAAUGCACUAGUGAGGGCGUGGUUAUUGAGCUCUCUAUCACCUCAGAUUGCCAAACAAGUUGAAAGGAUUAAAGAAGCUUCUGAAAUUUGGAGGUUAUUGAAAGGGACAUUCUCAGGAGUAGGAAACAAAAUGCUUGCUUGCAAGAUUCAAAAGGAGUUACAAGAUUUGUGCCAAGGCGAGAAGACGGUGGUUGACUAUGUUUCUGAACUAAAACGACUUUGGAGCGAUCUGGAUUAUUAUGAUCCAAUCGAGAUGGAGUGUGGCAAAUGUAUUGAAAAAUACAAUAAAUGGACAGAGAGAAGGCGUUUUAGGGAUUUUCUGAAUGGACUUAAUCCCAAAUUUGAGAAUAGGAGGGCAACACUUUAUGGCAGUGGCAAGUUACCUCCUUUGGAGCAAGCGAUAUCUGCGAUCAUUAGCGAGGAGACACGCCUGAAAUUGGAGGUUGGAGGACUAUCUAUGCAGGGCAUAGCACAGAGGCGUUCAGCCCUUCUUGUCACAGAAAAUGCAAAUAACCAACGGUUUGGGUUGAACACAUCCGAAAGAAAUUGCUUUGAGUGUGGCCAGCCAGGGCAUAUAAGAUCAUCUUGUCCUCAAUUAUUUGGGAGUGGACGUGGAAGAGGUCAAAACUGGCGCGGCAGAGGUCGUGGACGGGGGCUUGGUGGGCGUGGUAUUGGUUUUUUGCCGUGCAGCAGGCAGGGCAAAUGCCUCGGUUAUGGUAGAUGAACACUCUCAAAAUGUGAACGUGGAAAUGAGCGCGGAUGACUGGGAGAAGUGGCAGCAAUUUAAAGGGUUAAGGUUAGGUGAUAAGCAAACUACUGAAGCGCCCACGACACCAUCCUCUGCCGCAUCUGCAAAUUUUAGUGGAACUUGGGACUGGAAGAAGACUUGGGACAGGGAGCAUGCAUGAUGGAUUGUAUUAUUUGGAUGAUAAUACAUCACCAGCUGUCGCUGCUGCUCUAUCCUCUUCACCACUUGAAGAAUUUAUGCUACAACACCGAAGACUUGGGCAUAUGUCUUUUGUUAUUCUGGGUCAGCUUUACCCUAAUCUCUUUAAUAAAGUUAGAAAGGAGGACUUGGUAUGUGAUGCUUGCCUAUAUGGAAAGCAAAUCCGCAGCACUUAUAUUCUAUCUGAUCAUAGAAGUGAUGUCCCACUUCAGACAAUACACUCUGAUGUGUGGGGUCCUAGUGGAGUAGUGUCUAUCAAUGGAUAUCGUUAUUUUGUUACCUUUAUUGACUGUUGUACUAGGACCACUUGGGUGUAUGUGUUGAGGAACAAAAAUGAUGUAUUUGA